AUGAUACUAAGACAGUUCUGCGUCCGGCAUGGACGAACUGUACUCUCUCAGCCAUCCCGGACGUGCCUUCGAUCUGCAUCCAGCAACAAUCAUGUGGACAAUUCCAUGUUCCAGCAGUCGAAUCAAGACCUAAAACGAAGAGACUUCAUACAAGGCCAUCCCGAUGACCCUUCAAGUAUCCUUGACACCACACAGAAACCACCAACAGCAGCGACGAGGCGACUUGACGGUGCAGUCGAAUCAAGUGCAAAUUCCCUGAAGGGUCUACAAUCCGAAGCCAGUGGUCUGUCCCACGCAGAGCGGAUCAUGAAGCUAGACGACCUGACCACCUUGCACCAGCGAGAGAGGCCAUCGACCGAAGUUGAGGGCGAAGACCAACCCACAACUCGCCUUGAUCCCAAAAACCUCAAACCCACCCGGUGGCCACGAGAUCCCGGCUUUGUCGACCACUGGCCUGAGCACGGCAAGAAUCUACACGAGCUGGACAGAUACUUUGCAGGCUACAUGGCACGGAAACACCGGGGCACAGACAACGUGAAUCGUUAUGACCCUGCAAAGAACAUCACAAACCCACCUACACCCGACGAACUCACUCUCCCAAUGCUCCUGGCGAACCAAACACACUUGGGCCACGCUACAUCGCUAUGGAAUCCCGCCAACAGCAGCUACAUCACAGGGGUACGAGACGGCAUACACAUCAUUUCGCUGGACAUCACAUACGCAUACCUGAAACGGGCGGCGAAAGUAGUUGAGCAAGUCGCGAAACGCGGCGGCAUCAUCCUGUUUGUCGGCACACGGGACGGGAUGCGAGAUAUCAUCGUGCGCGCCGCGAAGGAAGCAAAAGGCUACCACAUCUUCGACCGAUGGGUGCCGGGCACACUGACCAACGGCCAACAAAUCCUGGGCCAGUGCGCGGUGCAGGUCGUGGACCGACACGACAAGAAGAUCGACGAGUACGACGACAUGCUGUCGCAGGGGCGCCACCAAGUCGCGCGGCCAGACCUCGUCGUGUGCAUGAACCCGCUGGAGAACGAGGUGCUGCUGCACGAGUGCGGGCUCUUCACGAUCCCGACCAUCGGCGUCAUCGACACGGACGCGAAUCCCGCCUGGGUCACAUACCCCAUCCCCGCCAACGACGACUCGCUGCGCUCUAUCGCGUUGAUCUCGGGGCUGCUCGCUCACGCCGCCAAGGAAGGACAGCGCCAGCGUAUCGAAGCCGCCGAGAGUGGAAAGACUACGUACCAGCCCGAACUCGUCCAGCGCGCGUUGGAGAGAGCUCAGACCCUGGUUGACCUCGACGUGCAGGAGAGCUCGAGUAACGAGCAGAGCAAGGAGGGUGCGACUGCCUAG
Molecule: messenger RNA, 1350 nt
Organism: Exophiala bonariae
Lineage: Eukaryota; Fungi; Ascomycota; Eurotiomycetes; Chaetothyriales; Herpotrichiellaceae
Exons: 2
Coding region: 1-1350 (449 amino acids)
Biological process (GO): translation
Cellular component (GO): ribosome; mitochondrial small ribosomal subunit
Molecular function (GO): structural constituent of ribosome
Source: RefSeq, a predicted model, not a curated record